AACAAACUAUAUAAAAAAGAGAUAGGAUGGUGGAGAAGUUACAGAGUUUCCACUAUGCUUUGCUUGCUGGUUUCACUCUUGCUGUUCUGAUUCAUGCUCAGGAUCAAUCAGGAUUCAUUAGCAUAGAUUGUGGCUUACCAGAAGGUUCGGACUAUACAGAUGAUGUUACUGGCAUAAAGUAUACUUCAGAUAAAAACUUCACAGAUACUGGAAUAUCAUGGAAUAUAACUUCAUCAAGAAAGACAAUUUCUGAUGUGAGAAGUUUCCCUGAAGGUAACAAAAACUGUUACACCCUGAAUCCUGCUCAAGGAAAAAACGGUAAGUAUUUAAUCAGAGCCCGCUUCAUGUAUGGAAAUUAUGACUGUCUAGCUAGUGUGCCACGGUUUGAUCUGUAUAUUGGGGCUAAUCACUGGGAGACAAUAAGUUUGGAGAAUGCUUCCAGUAUUUUAACCACGGAGAUCAUACAUGCUCCUUCAACAGAUUAUAUAUUUGUCUGUCUUAUUAAUAAGGGCCUUGGAGUACCAUUCAUUUCAGCACUAGAGCUUAGGCCUCUGAAUAGUUCGCUUUACGAGACAGAAUCUCCAACUGAAUCACUUGUACUCCUAGGACGAUAUGACUUUGGCCCUACAACGAAUCAACCAGUGAGGUACAUCGACGACAUAUAUGACCGCAUUUGGACGCCACAAAGCAAUCCUGAUUUGAAAAUUUUGAGCCCCUCGAUCACCGCUGAUACCCGAGAUCUGGAUUCUAGCACCUUUCAAGCACCAAUUUCUGUCAUGAGUACUGCCGUGACACCAGAAAAUGCUGAUGAGAACUUGAACUUUUCCUGGGAAAUUGGAGAUCCAAAUUCCAGAUAUUAUAGUUACAAGUACUUUGCUGAAGUUGAAUUCUUUGACAACCAGACCAGAGAAUUUGAUAUCUACGAAAAUGGGGAUCUGAAAUCUAAAGCUGUUAGUCCUAGUUAUUUAUUGACAGAAACCACCUACACCACAAAGCCAUUCGCAGGAGAAAAAUUAGAGCUUCAAAUCAGAAAAACUCAGAGUUCAGACCUUCCACCCAUUAUUAAUGCCAUUGAGAUCUACAAGGUCAAAGAUUCCUCACGAUCCCAAACACUCCAAACUGAUGCUGAUGCUAUUGUGCAAAUAAAAUCAACCUAUCAAAUCAAAAAAACCAGCUGGCAAGGUGAUCCAUGUACCCCUGAAAAAUACAGCUGGGAAAGCCUUAAUUGCAGCAGCUAUGUGGAUAAUAUUCCUCCUAGAAUCAUUUCCCUGGACUUGUCUUCGAGUAGAUUGACAGGGGAAAUAUCUCCAUUCUUUGCGGAUUUGACAUUUCUAGAAGAUUUGAAUCUAUCAGAUAAUAACUUAACUGGAGCAGUGCCUGAUUUCUUAUCUCGACUGCCAUCCUUGAGAGUCCUAAACUUGAAAGGAAACAAGUUCACAGGAUCGGUUCCAGCUGAACUCAAGGAAAGGUCGGACAAUGGAUCACUUGUAUUAAGUUUGGACGACCUGUCUUCUUCAAGCCAAAAAAAGAAUGGGUUUGUUAUUCCACUAGUAGUGUCAGUUGCUGCAACAUUCUCCGCACUCAUAAUUGGAUUGGCUAUCUUCUGCAGUCUUAAGGCAAGGAGAAAGCAUGUUGUUUCAGAGGUGGAAACCCAACUAGCAAGUAAAAAUGAUUCAUUUGCAUCAAAACAUUGGCGAUUUGCAUAUUCUGAUGUCAUAAGAAUCACCAAGAACUUCGCAACAGUUCUUGGUAGAGGAGGAUUUGGAACAGUUUAUCACGGCCGCAUAGAUAAUAUUGAAGUAGCUGUGAAGAUGCUCUCUCCAUCAUCCGCCCAAGGUUACAAAGAAUUCCACGCAGAGGUUGAACUUCUGAUGAGAGUUCAUCAUAGAAAUUUGAUUGCACUCGUUGGCUACUGCAUUGAAGGCUUCAAUAUGGGGCUUAUUUAUGAGUACAUGCCUAGGGGGACCUUGGAGCAACAUUUGGCAGGUAAUAAAAAUCAAUAUUUCUUGAGCUGGGAAGAAAGAAUGCAAAUAGCAUUGGAUGCUGCCCAGGGCUUGGAGUAUCUGCACAAUGGUUGUAAGCCACCAAUGGUCCACAGAGAUGUGGAGCCUUCAAACAUCUUAUUGAAUGAAAAGUUGCAAGCCAAGAUAGCUGAUUUUGGCCUAUCCCGUGUAUUUUCAACUGAAAGUAGCACUAGUAUAUCAACCGCUGUUGCUGGCACCGCGGGAUACCUUGACCCAGAGUGCUUGGUUGUGUCUAGCCGGUUGACUGAAAAGAGUGAUGUCUAUAGCUUCGGACUUGUUCUUUUGAAUAUAAUCACAUGCCAACCGGUAAUACUGAAAUCCUGCGGAAAUACUCACAUAAGUGAGUGGGUAAAAUCAAGGCUCGCAAGGGGGGAUAUUAGAAAAAUAGUUGAUCCCCGUUUAGGGGAAAUUUUCAACAUUAAUUCAGCGUGGAAAGCUGUGGAACUAGCACUAGCUUCUGCUUCUCACGCUUCCUCUAAAAGGCCAACCAUGACUGAGGUAGUGAUGGGAUUGAAAGAGUGCUUAGCAAUACAACUUGGUCAAAAUGAUUACGCCAAUGCCACAGUAAUUAACGGCGCUCGUCUGGAUUCUGAAUUUGCUCCCUUAGCAAGGUAGUAUAGCAUUAUUUAAUUUCUUUCUAGGAAUCUUGUGGAUCUUUGAAUUGGUGUAGUUCAAUCCCUAUAACAAUCAUAAUAUUUUCCAUCUUUGUUGGAUCCGGGGAAGAUGAAUGGAGAUGGAUUGUGUUGGUUUCGUUUUGUUUCUCAAAUAUGGAUCUGAGUAAAGUAUUACUGUUUUAUCAUGUAGGAGUCUAUUAAUUGUCAAAAUCAAUUUCUAGCUCACUCUUAUAUCUAAUUAGCCUUGUA
Pistacia vera is the source of this 2887-nucleotide messenger RNA. Its product is annotated as putative leucine-rich repeat receptor-like protein kinase At2g19210. Gene Ontology annotation, molecular function: protein kinase activity; protein binding; ATP binding. The transcript has 13 exons. Gene Ontology annotation, biological process: protein phosphorylation. Bases 27 to 2639 code for a protein of 870 amino acids. The record is from RefSeq and is a predicted model, not a curated record. NCBI's taxonomy places the organism in Eukaryota, Viridiplantae, Streptophyta, Magnoliopsida, Sapindales, Anacardiaceae.